Molecule: messenger RNA, 38762 nt
Organism: Porites lobata
Lineage: Eukaryota; Metazoa; Cnidaria; Anthozoa; Scleractinia; Poritidae
Source: the annotation of a GenBank genome assembly
ACAAGCUGGAUUCUGAUUGGCUGUUUUAGUGGACACUGUGGGCGUUCCUUUAUUUCUCGUCUUAUAACGCUCAGUGUAAAUCCCGGGAACUCUACCGACAUCCAAACACGCUGGAAAACGUGUACUAUGAAGAGAAUAUAUUGUGCUUUAUUUAUAAUUGUUUUCAAUCAUCAAGUUUGCGCAGCGACGGACACGAAGCCCAGUAAAGGUUAGUCAAAUCCUUUUCCAGAUCAUCAUGCUACAGGUAAAUGUUAAACCCAGAUUUGAUAGAAUUCUAUUUGUCCGGUUUUCCUCUUCAGGUCGCGCGCGCUAUUCUAUUCCUAGUGGUUUCUCCAACAACAAUGGGCGCUUUGAAUUUGAGAUAACCGUAGUGGAACGGGUGAGUCGCAAUGGAAGACGUCUUUCUCCUCAUAAACAUUUUAUAAAAUAUGAGCACAGUGGUGUUAGGACAGGGACCGUGUUUUAUAGGCUGGUGGCUUUUGGGCGCACCUUUCUAUUUCGCCUUGACAGGGAUAAUAGUCAUUUGUCACCUUUGCUCAACGUGGAACACGUCUACGACCGUACGCGCAGACUGUCUUUUGCUGGGGAUUUGCGGCAUUGCUUUUAUCGUGGAGAUUUACAAGGAGAUCUCAAUUCUACAGCCGUGUUAAAUUUGUGCAAUGGGCUGGUAAGUUAACAUACUUCUAUGUUUUAUAAAUUAAUUAUUGUUCUCUUGGUUCUGAAACUGCACGGUACAAGUUAUGUUGCUUGCACGCGGUAUACAUCAUUCAACGAUUUAUUUUGCUCAGUAUUGCCGCGAUGUAAUUUCAAUUCUAUUUUCUCCAAUUUCAUGUGGUCUCGUUGUUUUGAUGAAAACAAUUGGUAAAAUAAUCAUUAUCAGGCGCCAUAACAUUGUAAUUAUUUACUCAAGUAACGUAGCCUGAACAUUGCAACCAACGGGGUAUAAAUUUUACCGGAAGCGAUCGGAUGCGGCAAAUGACCCCCUGGUAAUCAAUACGAAAGAUUCCUCACGACUCAGGCACCACGCGAAAUAUCACUUCAGACUCCUCAUACACUUGUCAAAGCAGCGUCAAAGUUUCCCUUCAUGUUUGGCUACUGCUGGUGGCAAAUCAUUUAAUUAGCUUAUAAAUCCUGAGUAGUUACUUCCUAUUUGAUGCCAGUAGUGGCAAACACCUUUCCAACCUGGGCCACCGGUGAAAAAGUUGGUUACGCUGUGCGCACAAGAGAGGCAACUGUAGCUUUAUUUUAUUGCUCUCUCGUCUGACGUUUGCAUAAUAUUUUACCUGUGUUUUAUAGCGAGGUUCCUUUGUCACAAGCGGCGAGCGUUAUUUCAUAGAGCCUACCAAAGAGCAGGACACUAAUGCAAGUACACAAUUCAGGAAAUUCCAUAUCAUAUUUCGUCAUCCAACGGAAAGAAACAGCCUUAGCAACGGACUCGCAACCUGUGCUUUAAAAGGUAAGCCUGUUUGUUACGUCACAUUCACACCAUCUUACACAAGUACGUGCGCGCCCUUUAAAAACGGCGCAAAAAAUCUGCCGCAAGCUUUUGAUUUUGCUGCUCUUAUCCAGAAAGUCUUUCCCCUAAAACGGCGCGCGGUUAUCUACAUAAAUUAUACUGACAAUGGCCUUUUUCAUUCACAUAGUCUGGACUCAAGCACCACCAUAUCAGAUGGGCUCGGCUUCAGUGUAAAAGAAAAAUAAAUACGUUUUUAAAAUAACCAAGAUAACUGGCUAACUGUUUGUUGUAUGGAUGACAUUAUCAAAACAAAGAUUUAAGCGCCGUUUACGAUGAGUCGUUCGCUGUUUAUAGUGAAUGCAGGAAAUCACGGUUUAUUUUAGAAAAACUGUUUUGCACAUCUCCCCACUGCUUGCUGGGCAAAUUUUGUGGAUUCGUGCAUGCGCGGGACAGUGCGUGACAGGAGAGAGAUGCACGUGAUCUUACUUAUCGUGAACCGAUGGCCUUGCUCACGAUCAUGUGAAGUAAGUGUCGUAAAACAUACACAUGAAGGAGAAAAUUCCCCUCCGAUUCUAUCAUCCAAUUUGCCUUAUUAGUUUUGUUAGAUUCUUAACCGUCUGAAACCAAGCUUAAAAUUUUAUCGCCCUUGUUUAUAUUCCGGUGUGCCACGGGGCUUUCUUUCUGUUCUUUGCGAAAGGAAGAAAAACGUUUCCAAAAACAAGAUUGUUUAUUGAACCCUCUUUGGUCUUUCUCAUUAAUUUUUAAGCCCUGACACGAAAAGAUUUUAUCAAUCUGCCUUGAACAUACGAGGUCACUGUCUAGCUCAAAGGUGACACAUGCUUCAGAUUUUCGAAAUUCGUGUUUUCUUUUUGACCAAAAUAAUGUUUUUGUUCUUAAACACACGCGGGGUUUUUAAUGUUGCAUCUAAAAUGCUGUCAACGCUUUUCUUUACCUUUUUUUCUGAGCCCAAGAUUUAGGAGAAAAAGUCAAGACAACAGGCUUCCUAAGGCUAUCUUUUCGCUCUUUUAUAGGUACGAAAGGGAAUUUCGCGCGCCUAUGAAUCGUUUUGUAGCUGGAAUUAAAUCACCAUUCCCAACGUAAUAGUCAAUGACAAAUUACUGUUUUCCUCAAAACAGACAAACUGGAAAACUGAAUUUUGCCAAAAUUUACCGACGCAGACGUGUUUCCAUCACCACGCAAUGUUUUCGAGAAAAACUGUCAGUCAUUUCACAGGACAGUCAAUUACGGAAACCGCGGAUUCGUUACACAUUUCAACAAGGUAAAUUUUUUCGUGAUCGAUUUUAAAUGACAGCGAUCAAAUGCCUUGAUGUAAGCGAUAUCCUCUUUUACCAGUCUUCUUGAUCUAAUUGUAUUACUCUCACUAGGCGACUCUUUUUUGUGUAUUAGCGAAAAAGAAAUCUAACAAAGAACCUUACCUCUGGCAAUGCUGGAGUCACAGCACGAAAACAGUCUCGUGUGGUAGCUUUUGGUAUCAAAGUUAAGUCCUCAUACUUUUGCACAGGCAUUUUACCAAACAAACUGUUUCACCAAAAAGAAAUUUAGCUCUUACUCAGGGCUCAAACUAUUCGUACGUAGAAAAAAAGUUUGAGAGAAAGUUGGGAAAGAAUGCACUGGAAUUUUUAAUGUCACGUAACAUGUCACGCAAUGAAAGCCAAACUUGUGGGGUGUUACUCAAACAAAAGUGGCUAAACGUGAUUCAGUUUCAGCAGAUUUUUGAGGUACUAUUUAUUAUCCUUGCGCCAAAAUCUAGUGAUCGCACAGCACCACUGGGCGUACAGUUAUGAGGUUGUAAUGUUUGGUUCUGUGGAUAAAAUGGAAUGACGACCAUGGUAUUAAAGCAGUACCAGACAACGGUACUGUUUCGUUUUCUUUUAUCUAUUCUCUAAUUAGUUAUCGCCACGAGGCACGCAGCCAACGUACAUUGUGUACUAACACAGUUAUUCUCACUUCGACACUAGACAAGUGUCUCUAUCAAGCUGUUCUAUAUCUUCUCACGACGCCAGAACACAAACCGAUCCUUUACAAAUCUCUUACUGAUGUUUUCUCUCGUAAUCUUGCGGUUUACAGAUACUAACAAACCCCUGCCACUGCUAAGAGGCCGACACAACCAUCACGCCAAUAGGAGUAGAGAAGGGACAAGAAAGAGACGGUCGACCGAUGAAAGUUUUGUAGAAACAUUGGUUGUAGCUGACAGGACGAUGGUUGACGCAUUUAAAAGCAAGGCUGACUUGCAAGCUUACAUUCUUACUCUCAUGGGUGUGGUAAGGUCUCUUAGAAAACUUCUAAAUCCUACAGGACAGAAUAAAAUGGAACAGCAUGCCUUCAUCCCCCCGAAAAUCAAGCAUGUAGCCUUCAAACGCGCCAUGAUUUUCCCAUCCUUGAUUUUAGGGGUGUCAGCGGGGUCUACAUUUUUCCGUCCAUUUUGUACAGCAUUGUAGUUUUCCCUAGCAACAGAAGCAAAGUUGUCCUUAAAUUUAUGUUGCAAACAGCUUAGAAUGAAGCACAAACACAAGUACAAACAGAAGAGGAUUAAUUGUUCCUUUUCUUGGGCUUGUGUCGGCGUCCCUCUUUUUACUUUGCACAAGACUCUUGUGUUUGGAAUUGUGCUUGCUUCACCUUCUUGUCUCAAUGGGAAAAGGCCGUCUUGUGUCGGCGCUGGUUUUCAUUUGACACAACACCCUUAUUUUCGGGACUUGUGCUUGUUUUAUGCUUUCCAUAGUAGGGAAAAACAGUGUUGGCGUUCAGUUUCCGGCGCUGGACAUAAGACCCAUGUACGUCUUUUAACUUGUGCUUGAGUUCUGUCUGUCUCAAUAGUAAAAAAACUUGCUUAAUUAUGUUUAGAUGGAAUCCAUCAGGAAAUUGAAUAAUUUGAAUUUUCAGUGGACAAAAACCUUGUACCAGAAUAAUUCAACAAUAUGGCAUUCUUUUUUUUUCAUUUUUCAAGGGCUAUAGACAUAAUAAGUUAUCUGUAACAUAAACACCAAAGACUAUUUCUCAUGGGAGCCCGAGAAAAUAAAUGUCAAAUUUCACAAGAAUUUUGAAAACACAAGUAAAAUUCUGAAAAUUUCAUGUGUAAGGUGUCAUUUGUGAAAAUUUGACGUUUAUUUUCUCGGCCUCGAUCUCAUAAGAAAUUUUCUUUGGUGUUAUUACAGAUAGCGAAUUACAUCUAUAGCCCUUAAAAAAUGUAAAAAAGAAUGUGAUAUUGUUUAAAUUAUUCUGGUAUAAGGUUUUUGUCCACUGAAAAUUGAAAUCACUCAAUUCCCUGAUGGAUUCCGUCUUAACCCCCUGUGUUUAGCAAACCCGAGUAUCCUUUAUUCGAACUACUACCCAAAUGGUGACCCAAAAAAUCCAAAAAAGCAUGUUUUACCUUGAGCAUUCAGAAAAGUUCAAUUGAUCAUAAUCGUCUUGGUAUGUCCGCUGGGAGAUUUAUGUUAAUUUAAACAACAAGAUCACGUCUCGGAAUCAGAUCAAAUCCUGGCUGGUACGCCGUGCAUACGGCUUCACUGAUCAAGCUGUAACACACGAUGGCUAUCAACAGCCAGCAACCGCAUAUUAACGACACGUACAUUUCAAACUUGCGAACCAAGAAAUUCUCUGUGGCCUGUGUGUCGCUUCGUGAGGAGUUCACGUGACGACGAUAGUCUCGUCCUUGAGAUGUCGCACGGUGGGGUAGUAGUUUAAACGCCUGUUUUGUCCACCGAAAGCCGUCAUGUCCGUCUGGGUUUUUAGCAUUUAACAAGUAGAAAACCAUUAUGCCAUUGUGUAGGCUCCUACAGCCAAAGAAGUGACGUCGGUUUCGGGAAAAAAAAAUGUCAUUUUCCCUCAUUCCUCUUUGUUUAAAGGUAUCUCAGGUGUAUCGAGACAGAAGUAUUGGUAAUUCCAUUAACAUUGUCGUGGUAAAGAUUGCCUUACUGGAAUCUAAUCAGGUAGGAACGAAAUUGAAGUGGAAGAAUCAGUGGAUACUAUUCUGCGUAAAACAGGACCUUGGUUUUUAAAAAUUGGAGUGUAUAUAUUGUCAAUUUGGUAAGGGAGCAUAACCGGUUGAGAUUUAUUAUUAGCUUGCGUGUUCUCCAGACUGUUUUACGUACAUUUGCUGUGCACGUGGUACAUAUGAGAAAAAGUUGGUGAACAAUCUGUUUCCGGAUUCUUUCCUUCAUGCUUUUACUUAUCACUGUUUUGUGAGUAGUAUAGGAAAUGCUGCCAUCUGUCUCACCUCAAAUUAUUUCUGACUCACCUCGCAACGUCGAAACUAAUUGUUCACUCAUUUCGCAAAUCUCAUUCGUUUCGUUCAAUUCACUCGCUAUCGCUCGUUCAUUUUCACUCAACUCAUUCGAAAUGCUCCAUUCGAUUCACAAUUAGUUUCUCUGAUUGCUCGGAGAUCCAGAAAUAAUUUGAGGUGAGACAGAUGUCAGCAUUUCCUAUACUACACUAUAAUUAACAAGUAAAUAGAUUAAUUAUGUUGAAUCAGAAAAUAAAAAUUGAUUUAAAGAAAUAAAAUAAAUAAAAUAAAUAAAAUAACAAUGGGUUACAAAUCAAAAAGUAAACAAAUAAAUAAUAAUUUUAAAAUUCGAGGAUUAAUAUUUGAUAGUGAAGAAGAUUAUAUUAUAUUUAAAAAUAUUGAUAAAAAUAUUUAUCAAACAGUUAAAUCAGUUAAUGAUGGAAUAAUUGAUUUAAAAGAUGUUUUUAAUAAUGUUAAAAAAAUUAAUGUAAAAGAAACUUAUUAUGAUGCAGGUGAUGAGUUGGAUGUAAUAUUUAUAAAUGCAACAAGUUUAUUAAUGUAUGAAGGCACAAGAUUUGAAAAUGAUUAUAAAGUUGGUUGUUGUUUUUUCGAUAAGAUUAAUGUAAUAGAAUAUUGUGAUAGUGAUAGUGAUAGUGAAUAAGUAAAAAAAUAUUUAUUUUAUAACAUUUUUUUGUUAUAAAAUUAAUCUUUAUUUAAAAAAUAAUACAAACAACUAAUAAAAUGUAUUGUCAUUGUAGAGAUGAAUAUGAUUGGUUGAUGAAAAUGUUAGAAAAAGGUAAUUGUUUUAGUGAUUAUGAAUAUUUAAAUAAUUUUAUUGAUGAUGAUUUAUUAAAAUUACGUUAUAUGAAAAAAAGAUUUGGUUAUUUAUUUUAUGAUAAUGGUAAAUAUAUAAAAAAAAUUGAUGGACGUAAUUCUAUUUUUGUUAAUAAAGAACAUCAAUAUGUUUGUCGUAAACCUGAAGAACCAACUUAUCAUGGAAUUGAUGAAAAUGAAUCACCAUUUAGUAAUAAUUAUUUUAUUAAUGUCACCGUACCUAUGACAGAUACAGAGCGUUAUGAAAUUAAGUAUUUAGAUGAAAUAGAUAGAGGAGAUCCUUUUAUUACUAGUGAUGAAAAAUAUCAAGAUAAAUGUGUAAAAGAAACUAAAAAUAUUCUUAAAAAAAUUAAAUUGGUUAAACCUGAAAUAUAUAAUAGUGAUGAAUUUUAUGAAGUUUUAUAUUCAAAAAAAUUUGAUGAAAUUGAAGUUGAAAAAGAUAUUAAAAAAAUUUAUCAACAGGUAAAGAAAUAUGUAUUAGAUGAAAUUGAAGUUGAAGAAAUAUGUAUUAGAUGAAAUAAAAAUAGAUGAAAAAGUAGAUAAAAUAAUAAGAAUAUGAAAUAUAAUUAGUAUAACUAUUAAAUAAAAAAAUGGAUGAAAUCGAAACUACUUCUACAAAAGAGGAUAAAGAUUUUGUAGCUGAUGAUGUAAAUCAAGAAAAAUAUGUUCUUACAGGAGCAGAAUUUAAAAAAUUAAUCAAAAAUGCUAAGAAUCUUGGUGCUGAAUCUCUUGAGUAUUCACCUCGUAAAAAUAAUAAAUACAUGGUUAAACUUCCAGGUGGAAAGAAAGUACAUUUUGGAUCAUCUAAAUAUGAAGAUUAUACUAUUCACAAAGAUAAAGAGCGAAGAGAUAAAUAUCUAUCUCGUGCUAUGAAGAUUAAAAAUAAACAGGGUGAGUUAACUUAUAAUAAUCCAGAAUCUAGUAAUUAUUGGUCAGUUCAUUUACUUUGGCCUAAAAAAUAAAAUUAAUAUUAAUAUAAAGAUUAAAUAAAAUAUUAAUAAAAUGCAAUUGUCAAGUUAUCAAAAAAAUAUUAAAGAAAAUAUUAUCUUUAAUAAAAUCAAAGAGUACAAAGUAAAAGAUAGCAAUAUUAAAUACAAACGUAUUCCAAUUGAAGUAAGAUAUUCAAAUAGUCAAAAAGGACCACUUGUAGUUGAAACUCCAUUUCUUUUUAGUUUUGGUGUCAGCGAAAAUAAAAAUCAAAAAACAGGUAAAUUGGUUGGUUAUAGUAUCCCAGUAUGUCUUUGGAAAAAAGAUAGUAAACCUAAUGAUAAAGAAAAAAAAUUUUUUGAUUUUAUUAAUAUGUUAAUAACUUUAUCUAAAAAACAUUUAGAUAAUGAAUACGAACCAGAUCAAAUCAAAUCUUUAUCUUCACCAUUUUAUUAUAAAAAAAUAGAAUAUACAGACAAAAAAGGAAACAAAAAAACAAAAGUUGAUAAUUCAUCAUCACUAAUUCUCUAUACAAAACUUAUUUACUCAGAAAAAACAAAAAAAAUUUUAUCUUUGUUCAAGGGAAAGAAAGGUUGUGAUCUAAAUCCUUUUAAAUAUAUUAACAAUUACUGUUGGGUUAAACUAGCAUUGAUAUUUGAAGGAAUUUUUAUAAGUAAUACUGUUACAUCUUUACAAAUAAAAGUACAUGAGUGUUAUAUUAAAGAUAUAGAAGAACCAAGAAAAAGUUUAAUUAAAAUUAAUGAAAAAGAUAGUGACGAUGAUGAUUUAGUAGUUGAAGAUUUAAUUUUAUCGGAUGAAUAAAAUAAAUAUUUUUUUAAUACAUUAUUUGUAUUAAAAAUUAACCAAAUCUUUAGAACUUAUCCAUGAGUUAAAUUUAUCAGGAUAUCCACUCCAUUUUACUAAUACCAUUUUUUUCUUAUUAUCUCUUCUGAUAAUUUUUUCUAUUCUAAAUGUUUGUUGUUUUGCUUUUUGUAAUUCUUGCUCGUAAAAACUUCCUUUAAUCUCUUCUCCCAUCAUAUCAACAAUAUUAUAUGUAACAGGUUUUGUUGGAAGAAUUUUAUUGAUAACGAAUAUUUCUUCUGUCCAGUUUGGUGUGUAACCUUUAUCAAAUACUUUCCUCUUAUAUUUUGAGAUUCUAACUUUAUCACCAAUAGAAAACUUUGGUUUACCAGGUUUUAAGUAAAUCAAAUCGCCGUACAAAUUAGCCCAAACUUUACUUUCAUUUUUCUUUUUACUUGCUUCAACAGGGGUGAGUUUUAUACUAGAAUGUCUUGCAUUAUUGUAAUUAUCGACUAGUUUAUCUAACUUAUCCCAGUAAACAUUGUUGUUAUUAACUGUAAACAUCUUCCACAUUCUGUUUUUCAUUGUUUUAUUCCAUCUCUCAACAACACUAGAUUUUUCCUCGUUUUCAGUGUGAUACAGCUUGAUACCAUUUCUUUUUAGAAAAUCUUUGAAAUGUUUGCUUAUAAACUCAGAACCUUUAUCAGUCCAUAACAUUUGAGGUUUACGUUUACUUUUGAAUAUGUCAUCAAAUGCUUUACUAACAGUUUCAGUUUUUUUAUCUUUCAAAGCUCUAAUCCAUCCAUACUUGCUAAACACAUCAAUAACCAUCAGCAGAUAUUUAAUUCCUUUAUUCCACUUACUAAACUUUUGCAUUUCAACUAAAUCAGCAGUCCAGAUAUCAUCAAUACCAUUUGAUAUUACUGUUCUCUUUUGAAAGUUUCUUGUGAUUGGUUUGUGAAGUUCGUCGGCUAAUUGUUGAGACCAAUCACUACUCAACGCCGCUUUACGUUUUUUGUUCCCAUUCCAAGUUUUUGUUUUGUAUUUAUCAUAGUUCUAGCUAAAGUAUGACCCCAUUGUCUAUUUUUCCAAGGAAUAGCAUCCAACGAUUUUACCAUCUUUCUAUCAGCUUUAUUUUUACACUUUCGGUCAUCACCACAAACACUAUAAUCAACAUCAUGUUGCAUGGCUACAGCAUCGGUUGGUCCGGUUGGUUGAUCAUAAAUUUCUAAUAUUUCACCAGUUUCUGGAUCAUAUCUUACUUGGUUUUCAAGAUCAUUAUAAGGACCGGUAUAUUUAUGUCCUGGUAAGGUCCAUCCACCUUUUGGUUUUGGUAAUUUACCAAUCUGCUUGUGAAUAUCUAUUCCUCUACCAUCUAAUUCUGGUCUAUCAGUUUUAUACUUUUUAUUCGGUCUAACUUUUGUUGACAAUUGAUCCAUUGCUGUUCCAACAGAAUCUUGAAUAAAUGGGGUAAGUUUAUUUAUUCCAUAAUUUACAGCUUUCUUCUGAAGAUUUUUAUUUCUCAUUAGUUCGCUUGCUCCAUAUUUACCCAUUUCAACUGUUUUUUUACCCAUCCAAGGAAGCCCGUAAUGUACAAAUCCAUCAACUGCUGUACCAACAACAGUAUCAAAGACGCCCGCCCCUUCAGACGGGCUUUUUAGUUUUUUGACUUUUUUUUUCCACUUCCAGUUUGAGAAGCUGUUCCCGUUUUAACAUAUCUAACUUUUUUAUUUCACAAACUGCGCAUAUACAAAAGAAUUGAGUUCUACCUCUUUUAUCUUGUUGGUAACCACUUGGCUCUGUACAAGGAGUUACUCUUUUAUCUACAAUACAAUAAGUUUCUUUCAUUUAAUAUAUUGUUUAGAUAAAAAUAUGUCUAUUAGAUCUAAUUUUAUUAAAAGUGAACUUCAAAAGAUAUAUGAUAACUUAAACAUGAGUUAUGAAUACGCUGAUUUUUCUAGAUUGGAAAAUGAUACUAAAUUUAUAAAAAUAUUUGAGUUGCUUAUGGAAAUAAGUGAUAAGUCAAAUACUCUUAAAAAAGUUGUAAAAGAUAAUUAUCUAUUUAUAUAAUAAAUGGAAACUAAAUUCUUUUCCGAGAUAGAAAAAAAGAUUGAUGUUAAAACAAUUAAAGAUUUUGAAAAAGAAGUUCGAACAAAAAUAUAUAAUGAGUUGGAGUUACUUAGAAAUAAAAAUGAUAACCUUUCUAAAAUACUAAGUGCUAGUGAAUCUGAGAUGUGGAAUAAAAUUAGAAAUGAUCAAUAUUCUUGGUUAAAUUUAAAUGAUAAAAAAAGAAAAAAACUUUAUAGACUUAUUGAUAUUUACUCAAAUUUUAAUGAUAUAGUCGAUAGUGUUAAAAGUUUAAAUAAAAAAGUUGAAAAGGUUAAACAGCUAAAGGAUACACCAGUUGAUAGUGAAUAAAUAUAAUAUUUAAUAAAUAUUAUAUUUUUUAUAUUUAUUUAGUAAAAUAUUCUUUUAUAAAAUCGCUAUUGUCAUCAUCAAAAUGAGGAUUAUGUAUUACAUCUAAAAUACUAUUACCUUUUUGUCUUUCAAACAGAUAGUAUAAACUCCAAUAACCACAGAGAACAGUAUUGCGAUUUUGUAUUUCAUCCAUUGAGUAAGUUAUACGUUUUCCAGAAGUAUUAAAAUAUUUUAAUGCUUCAUUUGGCAUUAUUAAUCCAAAUGGAUCGAAAUAUUCGACUGUAUUAUCUAUAUUUCUGUAACACACCCAAUGUGUUCCAGGUCCUAUCAUAUCAUCUAGAUUUAUUAUUCCACAUUCUUUUUUAAUCUUUUUAGGAAGUCCAUCACGACUAUAUAUUCCUCUAAAAUAUUUAAUACCAAGUUUUUUUAUCCAUUUCAUUAGGUCAAAGUUUGAUAGAGGUUUAAUUACAAAAUGGAGCCUAGAAUGGGAAUUGAGUUGAAUGGGCUGUUUUUUCCUAAUAGUAGUCCUUUUCCCCUGGAUUUGGGCUUUUUUUUUUUAACUCCCAUUCCAAUUGGGUUUUCCCAACUACCUAAAAAAGGUGGUGAAAAGUGAUAAGGAUAACCCUCACCAUGUGUGGAUGGAGGAACGUAAACAUUUGCUGUAUUAGAUGAGCCACGUCUAUCAACCUGAAGUCCCCCUCCAAACAUCUUAGAUACUAAACUGAUUGCCAUUGGAAUUCCAAUAGAUGCAAGAGUUCCAAGAAAUCCUCCUUCUAUCUGUUUACGAGUUGGUUUAAUAACUACUCGUCCACCAGAUUGAAACAUCUUAUUUAUUAGAUCAAUUUGUGAUUUUGUCAAUUCUCCUCUAAUAGUGGGUAAUAUUGGGAAAAACUUUUUUGGAAUUGUAAUUCCUUUUCCAAAUAUUUUAUUUAAUCCUAUUUCUCCAAGUGCAGUUGCAGCACCAGUUGCUAAUGCAGGAGCAACUUUUGAAAUUCCUUUUACUGCGUAAGGUAAUACUCUUGCUCCAAUAGAAGCAAGUGAAGUAAAUAAAUUUCCUCCAUGUUUUACAGAAUGUCUAAUUUGAGUUUUACUUAUUUUUAUAUCCGAUCCUGUGCCAUUUGCAAUAGACCUUUUUAUUUUAGAAAUUUGUCUGCUGGUUAACAUUAACUCAUCAGGACCUCGAAGAUGAUUAUGUUUUAUCCGAAGAGUUAAUGGUGAUUUAUUUUUGAUUGCAGAAGCCAGUUUUGACUUUUGUCCAUCUGUAAGUUUUACUCCGUAUUCAAUAUAAGUUGUCAUUUUUAUUUAAUAAGUUAUAUUAAUAUUUAACUUAAGCAUUAUUUAGAUUAAAGAUUUAAUAAUUUGCAAACUUUUUUCAAGUUUCUUUUUAUUUUCUUUAUUGGAUAUAAUAUUAUCAAUUAUACUAGAUUUUGAAGGUUGUGAACUAGAGGAUAUUAUUUUUUCUAUUUUGGAAGGUUUUGGUGGUUGUUGUGUUUUAGGAGGGAUUAAUUCUUUUGAUAUAUUUUUAAUAGCAUGUUUAAGAUCGUCUUUAUCAGUAAUAUUAACUAUUUUUUCAUCUUGUUUUUUAGUUCUAUUUCCCCAUUUAAAAUCACUACGUAUGGUAAUGAAAUAAUUUUUUGGUGGGAUCUCGUUUUCAUCGCUAUAUAAUUUUAUAUCAGAUAAUAAUACUUCAAAUUUAUAAUUAUUUUCAAUUGUCGCUCUACAAACUUUAUUAAAGUGAGAACCAGAAAAUACAAUGGUGUGUAAUUUUUUUCUAUUAUUUAUUGCUUCUAUAUUUUCUUUACCCUUUGAACUUGUUAAAUAAAGUAAAAAAGGAAAUUUAUUUGUAGUAUUAUAUAUAAAUUUAUAGCUAACAUUUAACUUGUAAGAUUUAUGAAUAAUGUUACUUCUACAAUAUUUUUCAAACUUUUUUUUUUGAUUAAGUGUUAAAAAUGUUAUUGUUGAUUCAUAUCUAUCCACUUUUUCUGUAAAUAAUUUUGUUAAUUCCAUUUUAAAAACUGGAUAUAAUUCAUCACUUUGAAUUUUAAGAAAUUUGUACAUAUUUUAUUUAUAGAAGUAGAUAUUAAUAUUUUUGUGUUGAGUUUUUGGUGGUUAAAUUUUACUGGUGGUGUAAUUAUUUUAACCAAUAAAAUAAUUACACAUCAUUCUACAACUUGUGGAAAAAUUUUGUCUAAUCAUAACAACUUGUGGAAAAUUUUGUGUAAUUAUAUGUGGUGUAGCUAAGGGAGGGUUUUUAUGCUCGAAGCAAUAGUUUUCCAUCUUGUUGUGAUAUUUCUGCUAUUCUUUCAUGUAAUACUAGUGCGUAAAAAUUAUAAUCAGCGUUUGGAUUAGCAGUUAAUUCGUAAUGAAAUGCUAGUUUUGUAACACCAUCUUUAAUAUCCAUUUUUUGCUUUGUUAGGUCAAAAUAAACAAAAGGAAAUAAAGUUUUAAAAUUACUUCUAUUGAGUAAGGUUCCACCUUGAUAAUCAUUAUUUGCAUAGACGUAUGACAUUACAUUUCUAAAAACUCUUGACAUAUCAGUAGAUGGUUUUAAGUGAAUAUCUGGGUAUUCAUUUCCAUUUGCAACUUCCAGAUAACAUCUUGAUAUAUUAGCAUUAUUUGGCAGAUCAAAAGUGUCGUAUACAAAUGGAUUCGCGGUUUGUGAAUCAAUUCUUGCUGUAUCAAUUCCAAAAACAAAUACAUGCCUUGGCUUUGAAAUAGCAUUUGUAAUUCUAAAAUGUCCUGUCUGUUGUUGUGAAUUAUUCGAUCUUUCAACUACUUCAUUCAAAUAUACCCAUUUGUAAGGUUUAAGAUAAUUUUCCAUAUAGAGCUUUUGUCCUUCUGAAUUAAACGUAAGUUUUGGAAUAAAAAGUUGUAGUCUUGUUAUAAUAACUCUACAAUUAUCAGCAGCUUGAAAAAUUAAAUUUGCAUCUUUUUCAAUUUCGAUAUUUAAUUUAUAUUUAUAUUUAUAUUUAUAUUCAAUUUUUGUAUUAGGAAGUAGUUUAUCUUCCAAUGCUUCAAAGAAAGAAUAUCUAUUAAGAGGAAUUUCACAGUUUACUGUGGCUGAUGCACCUAAUAGUAAUUUUCUUGCAUGAAAACCUUUAUUAUAAGUUGCUUGCGCAGAUCUUUCCUCUGCAGCUCUUGAUGUAUCGAGAAAAUAAAAUUCGUUUGUAGCAACACUCUCGGCAUAUGAAGGAUUAUAUUCUAGUAAAUUUUUAAUAUUUACAACAUGAUUUGCAUAGUUACAACUAUAAACUUCUCGUCCAUUUGCUAGGAUACUUAAUUUUUCUAUAAAUGAAUUGCUUCCAUUCACUAUUCCAUUAUGAUCGUUAGCUGCAAUAUUUCCUCCAUCUACUAGUUUAUUUACUUUAAAAUCCAUUGAUAAUCGUGCAUUAUACCAAUCAAAAGGAGUAGUUUCUCCUGUAUUAUCAGCAACAAAUCUAAGUCCUGUUUUACUUUGGUGUGCGGCAUUUGCUGGAGCAGUAUCUAGAGACUGUUCCAAGUCAAAUACAACAUCUUCAUAUCUAUCUAAAUAUUUUGGAUUUCUAAAUGACUUCAUAUUUAUUUUAAUAAUUAUAUAAUUUUUCUCUUACGUGUUGAACCUCCACUAAGAAGGUUAUUCAACAUUUGAUCUAUCUCUUUUUGAGUUUUUUUUUCAACAUUAUUAUUAAAAGUAACUUUUUUAGAAGUGGAUUUUUUAGGUUUAGAAUCUUUGCUUAACAUUUGCACUAUUUUAUCACCAGCCUUUUUACCUACAUGAUCACCAGUUUUUGUUGCAGCUGUAUUUAAUGCUUUUUCAACACCUUUUUUAGCAGCUGAUUUGGCUGUUUUUCCAAAUAAAUUUUUACCAAUAGAUUUAAAAAUAUCAGUUAUUCCUUCACCAUAAAUAUGUUGUCUUGUAUAUUUUCCCAUUUCUGGGUCAAGUUUCAUUUUAAACUCUGAUUUUCUACUCAUUUUAUUUUAAUAGUUAUAUAUUUACAUAGAGUGAAGUAUUAAAGUCAUAAACCAAUCAAUACCAUUAAAAUUUACCGGUCUUCCAAGUGAGUCUGUUACAUAUAUUCUCAUUUCAUCAAUGUUAAAUGAUGAUAGAUCGCAAAAUAAUGGUCUUUUAGGUUCAAAAGUAAAUGGAAAAGAUCUUGUAAGAUUAUCAGUUGGCAUUACAGCAAUAGUAUUUGUAUUUAUUCCAUUUACAAUACUAUUAGUUAUUGCGGUUGUAUUAAUAUUAAGUAUGUCAAUCGAAUUUGUUAUAUUUGGUAGUUUUGUUCCAUACUCUGUUUUUGUAAUAAGUUUUUUUUCAAAUCCAAUUAGGUCUCCAAAUUCUGUUCCUCUUAGAUCUAAUUGAUAAUCACCUUCAAUUGAUAUUAAAACUCGAUAGGUAGAUAGUAUAAAAGUUAGAUUUAUUGAAUAAAUUUUAUUUCCAUUUGAAUCUGUUGAAUGAUGAGAUUUUUGAGCCAUAUAUUGAUGAAUGUAAUCAUUAAUAUCUGAGUAGGAAUACAUUCCAUCUGUAAAAGUAAUUGUUUGCCAAGUACUUCCAUCAUGUGUAUAUUUGAUUUUAUUGUUUCCAUAAUCACUUCUAAUGUUAUACCAAGAAUAAGUCAUGGAAAGUCUAUCCAUAGCAAGUUGAUGUUUUUUUUCAGGGUUAAGUUUCAAAGAUGGAUUAAACUUAAUAGUAAAAUCACCAGGUUUGCUUGUUCCUCUUUUUUCUCUGUUUAUUGAAGAAAUGUGAAUAGCUCGUUCUUCCAUUUUAUCUAUUUGUUAUAUAAGUUUCUAUUAGUUCGUUAAGUUGUUUUUUUGUAAUUACUUUCAUUUGGUUGAGAAGAUGUGCUAUUUGAGAAAACUCUUGCAAUACAACAUUAUUACCAGCUAGAAUUGAACCACCAAGUAAUUCAAGUCUUUUAAGAAGUUGAUGUGGAUUGUUAAAGUAAGUCAUACCUUCUCCUGUCUUAUAUUUAAGAGAUCUAAAAUAAUCUUUCAUAGUAUUUUUAUAUUUUAAUAGUGUUCCUUUUGUCAUUUUUUUAAUUUCAGUUUCAGUUUCAUAUAAUGGAGAUGGAUUUUUAGCUUUUUUUCUACCAUUAAUUUCACCAGUUAACUGUUUUAUAUUACCUUUUAAAUCUUCUAAAGUUAGUUCUAAAUCAUUAAGAUUAGUUUCAAAAAAAUCAUUCGGUCUUGGGUAUCCAAAAUCUCUUAAUAAACUUAGAUCAUUACCGUCAAAGUUUUUUUCUAAAUCUAACAUUCUUUUAACAUUAUCAUUUGGAGGUAUCCAAUUUUCAUCCCAUCCUUCUUCUAAAUCAAAUCCUUCUUCAUCAUAUUUACCAGUCUCAUAUCCUGGUAAUUCCCUUAUAUCAAAUAAUUGGUUAAAAUUUUCAAAAUUUUGAGUAAGAGCCAGUUGAUUUUUUUUAAGUUGUGAUAAAGUUGCGUUUUGUUGUUCAUCAAUACUUUUUUUAAUACUAUCUUGAGAUUUAAUAAGUGGUUUAAAUGUUUCUUUAAAACCUUCUUUUAUAUCUUGUUUUUUCCCAUUUUGUUAUUUUUAUUACAUCUCUAACCUUUUUAGUUAAAUUAUCAGCUUCAAUUUUAUUUUUUGCAAGUUUUUUGUAUUCUUCAAUAUUCAUUUUUAUCUAUUGAUUAAAUAAAAAAAUGGAAAUACCAAAUUAUGAUAGUGUCGAUGAUCCGGAUAAAAAAUAUAAACAGUUAUUUUCUUACAUGCCAUCAGACACAUUUCGAAUGUUAAUCUGUGGAAACAGUGGAAGUGGUAAAACUAAUUUACUGUAUCAUAUGUUAAUUAAACCAUUGUUGUACUAUGAUGAAAUUUAUCUUUACGCGCGUAAUCUUGAACAGGAUAAGUAUCAAAAGUUAAUUCAAAAAAUGACAGAGUUAAGUCAUAAAUUGGGUUAUGAAAUACUUCAUGUUAACAAUGAUGAAAUAACUCCAAUUUCAGAAAUGGAUUAUGAAGACAAUCAAAAACUUGUAAUAUUUGAUGAUUAUGUUUGUGAUAAAAACCAAAAGUCACUUAUUGAUUAUUUUAUUCAAGGUCGUCAUAAAAAUUGUUCUGUAAUAUACCUUAGCCAAUCAUUUUAUAAAACUCCAAAAGAUAUUCGAUUAAAUUGUUCUCACUACUGUCUUUAUGAAUUUCCAUCAUCAAGGGAAGCAAAUCGUAUAGCAUCUGAAUUAGGAGUUGAUAAAGAGGUGUAUAAAACAGCAACAAAAAAACCAUUUACAUUUUUAUAUGUUGAUAAACCUAAAAAACGUAUUGCUAAAAACUUUACUAGUAAUAUAACCUAAUAAUAAAAUGGGAGUAUUUAACGAACAAUCUUUCGAUCAUCCUUUUGCUAAAGGAAUACAGGGUGCACCAGGAGUUGGUUUUAGUCUAACCGCAGAUGGAAAUUAUGAUAUUAAUAAAAAGAAACUCACAAAUGUUGGUGCACCCAGUGCUAAUACUGAUGCUGCUACAAAGAAGUAUGUUGAUGAUAAUUCUGGAUCAUCCACAACAUCAGAAUUAACAGUUGAUUCAAACAUUGAUAUGAAGGAUAGAUAUCGAAUUUUAAAUCUUAAAUCACCACUAGAUGCAGAUGAACCAGCAACAAAACAAUACUCAGACAGCACAUUUCUUGACAGAAAUGGUUCACGAACAAUGCUUGGUAAUCUGGAUAUGAACAACAAUCAAAUAUUUAAUAUACCAGCUCCAACAGGUCCCAAACAACCAACACCAUUAGCUUUCACAGAUUUUAAGUAUCUCCAUGUUGCUGGUACAAAUAAAAUGACUAAUAAUCUAAACAUGGAUAAUAAAGGUAUAAUUAACCUUAGACCACCAACAUCAGACACAGAUGCAACAACAAAAAAGUAUGUUGAUGACUCAUUUCAACCUUAUUUUAAAAAAGAUGGAUCGGUAAAAAUGACUGGAAAUGUAGAUAUGAAUAAUAAUAGAAUAUAUAAUAUUCCAACACCAACAGGUAAUAAUCAACCAGUAACAAAAAUCUAUGGAAAUUUCUAAUUAUGUUAAUAUUAGAGGUUUUACUCCUAUGCUUGGAGAUUUAAAUAUGAACAAUAAAAAAAUAAAAAAUCUUUCAACUCCUACUAAUAAUAAUGAUGCUGCUACAAAAAAAUAUGUAGAUGAUAACACAGGUUCUCCAGACUUAAGUGAUUAUUUGGAAAAAGAUGGAUCGGUUGCUAUGACUGGAAAUUUAAAUAUGAAUAGUAAAAAAAUAAUAAAUUUACUUAAUCCAACACAAGACAAUGAUGCGGUAAAUAAAAAUUACGCUGACCAUCUAGUUCAUCACUCAGCAAUUCAACCAAGUCAUUAUAACGACCAAUUUUCUUACCUUAUGUCUAGUGCAGCACAAUGGACUGAUGAAACAAAUGGAGGAAAUAGUUUUUUAAUAAAUAAAAUUGAUACACUUACACCUUCAAAUGGAAACUUUCACAAUUACAAUCAUAAAGUUAUUUAUUACAGUAUAAAUAAAAAUUUACAAGGGGGUUAUAAUUAUAAAAUGGGGAUGAACUUUUACAGACUUCAAGCUAACACAGAUUAUACACUUUGUUUAGAAUUACUUAACACUGAAUAUUUACUAUGGCAUAAGUCUCAAAUAUCUGUUGAUAAAGGAAGUUCAUCCGGUCUAACACUUGGUAAUGUUAGUAUAAAAAAACUAUCUCAUAGGUAUACUGCUUCUGGAAAUCAAACAAAAUUUAUGUAUUAUUACAAAAUUAUAAUUAAUUUUCGAAAGUUAUCAACGGGUAAUAAAUUUUUUCUUUAUGUUAAUGUCAACAUACCCCAGACAGGAAUCGAUCUAAACAUUUACCCAAAUCAGUUUAAAGGGAAUUAUUUAGUAGCUUAUGGAAUUGUGGGUACAUUUAGCAAUAUAGACCCAGAUAAAGUUUAUGAUUAUCACACAGCAUUUGAUAUCAAACCAACAGAAGUAUCUUACAAUGUUGAUAUAAAUACAAAUAAUAAAAAAAUAUUUAACGUUAAUCUUGAUAGAAACAAUAAUAAUAGUGUUGCAACAGUAGCAAUGGUAAAGGAAUUAUAUCCACAUACUAUAAAUUAUCUUUACAGGGAAAUUUUUGAAGAAAUUUAUGAUUUUACUAAUGCUGCUAAUUACAAAAUAAGUCCUACCUCAUCUGGUAUUACUUUUAACAAAUUAUCUUCUACAAGUGGUAAUAGUUUAAGAGAUAUGAAUAUAACUAAUAAAACCAUAGAUAAUAUAAAAAAAGAAGGUUUAAAUAUUAACAAUUAUACCAUUAGUUUUUCUCCUCCUAACAAUAUUACAACUUAUACUUUAUGUUUAAUUUUUUAUCAUUGGAGAAAUAGAAAUUUUGGUCUAGCUAAAAAAGACAAAAAUGGUAGAGUAUUAUUAAGUUUAGAAUAUAGAAAUACAAAUAAUCUCAUAUUUUUAGAUGUUCGUCUUAGUAGAAGUCAAUUUGCCAUGUUAAAUGAUUUUAAUGGAAAAAAAAUUGUUAUAUGGUUGGCAGAAAAUUUUAACAGUAAUAUUACAAAAGCUAAAAUAAGUAAUUACAAUUCAUUAUUAAGUGUACAAACAGUUCAAUACACAAACGAACAAAAGUUUGAGUUUACAAAUCAAGAUGGAGUUUUAAGUAAGAUAAUGUUUUCUUCAAACUUUUACGACACCGACUCUGAAAAUUAUCACAAAGUAUUACUUCAAGAAAAGAUAAAUGGAAGUUAUGUAUUAUAAAUAUAAAAUGAAGGAUAUCUUUGAAUUUAAACAUAUUGACCCAUCUUUAUCAAAAUCAGAUGUUAAAACAAUAAAAGAUUUUUACAGUUAUUACCAUAAAAAAUAUUGGUGUUUUAAAAGGUCUUAUAAAAGUUACAAAUUUCUUGAUAAUUUUUUUAGUAUUUCAAGUAUAACUUUAGUUGCUGUAGGAACUAUUACUGGUGGAAUUACACUUAAUCCUGUUAUUAUUGGAGUAAUAAAUGGAGCUGGAGUAAUUGUUGCUGGAGUAGGAAAGAAAAAUAAUUACAAGAGAAAAAUAGAGAUGACUCGGAUCGCUUUUACUACUUAUGAAAAAGUUCUAGUUGAAUUAAGAUCUGCACUAAGAGGUGAUGAUUGGAAUAAACAAGAUUUUGUAAAUAGAAUGAAGUUGAUAGAUGAUAUGAUAAUCGAUCAAACUCCUGAAGCAGAUAAAUUUGUUAGUAAAUAUGAAAAAAAGUUUAAUAUAAGUAAAUAAUAAAUUUAAAAAUAUAUAACUCAUUAUCUUAAGCAUUUCUAAAUAAUUAUUUAUUUAGAAAUUAAAUAUUUUUUUCAAUACGAUGAAAGACUCGAUAAUGACUACUUAAUGUUUUUUUAUUACAAAAUGCUUUUGGACAAUAUUCACAAGGAAUUCGCACGCCAGUCAGAUACUUAUGAAUUUUUUUACAAAUUUCGUCGUAAUCAUUUGAGAGUAUAUAUGCAUAAUUAUUUUUUUUAUAUUUAUCUUUCAUUUUUAGUUGUGAUUCUGAUACUUCAUAAUUAUUUGUUGGUGAUUUGAAUUCUAUACAGAGUCCUUGGUAAUCUUUGUGGUAAUCAAGAAUCAUUAAAUCUGGAGUCCCUCGCUGAUAUCCUUUUUUAUACGAAUCUAAUCUUUUUUCCUCUGUAUCUUGGUUUUCUCCCAUAGCUGCAACUAAAAUUGUAUCAGGAUAAUAAUUUCUUAUUAAAUUUACAACUUUGUAGUGAAGUUCGUUUUCAUUAGAAAUCAUAAUCAUCUUAUUCCAAGGGUUAUCAAACAUUUUGUAUUGUCCGUAUUUUCUAAUAUCUGGAAGUACUUCAGAUGUUAUCCAACGUUUAAACUUUUUUGCUGUUUCUAAUUUAGAAGAUAAUAAUAAGGAGUAAAAACCGCUUUCAUUUAUGUAAAAUGUUUGUUGCAAACCCCCCGCCGUUUUGGUGGACCCUUUGAAUUUAUCUUCCUCAUCUACAUGUUGUCUAAUUGCUUGAUUAGUAUCACUAUAACCUAAGAUCUUAGCAACAUCUUUUCCAACAAAAAAAAUAUUUUGUUGUUUGUUAAUGUAUGUGUUAAUUUCUAAACCUAAACUAUUAUUUUUAAACUUUUUUACUAACAUAUUACUCAUUAUUAAUUUAUUUUUUAAACUUUAAUUUAAUUCAUUUUUAUUGUAAAGGGUAAGUCAUUUUAACGGCCCCUUUAUAAACUUCAUUUUUAUUGUAAAGGGUAAGUCAUUUUAACGGCCCCUUUAUAAACUUCAUUUUUAUUGUAAAGGGUAAGUCAUUUUAACGGCCCCUUUAUAAACUUCAUUUUUAUUUAAAACUUAUAUAAAUAAUUAAUAAAAUGAUAAAAACUAUUGUUCAUUAUGUUAACUUUUACUACCCUACAAUCAAAAAUGUAAACUUUUCGGAAGAUAUAAUAAAAACAGCACUGGUAUAUCGAUUCUUAUACGAACAUUAUGUAAAAGAUUAUAUAACACUUGAAACAAUAAUAUAUAAACUUGAUUAUUAUCCUAUUAAAACUAAUAGUUCAAUAAUUAGAAAUCAUUUAAUAUUUCAUAGAGCAUUUAAAUCUUUUUACAAACAUUACAAAACUGGAAGAAGAUGUGUAUACUUAUUUGAUUCUCUAAUAAAGAGUGAAGUUCUUGCUUAUCUAACCGGUAUUUUAUAUUGGAUUUUUCAUAAAGGAAUAAAUUAAUAUAAUCAAUAAAUUAAUAUAAUGUCAUUUUUUAUUAUUACUGAAAGUCAACUUAAAAGAAAUGCUUGAAAAUUAAUGAAAGAUUUUUACGAAACUAUACAUGAUGAUUACAUGUUAAAAAAAUUUGAUGAAUUUAAAUUACAAAGAAAAUAUUAUGAUGAAAAUAUUAUUAAAGAAUAUAAUAAAUUUCUUAAGGGAGCAACAAUAUAUAAAAGUAAAGAUGAAGAUUUAAUAUUAUAUAUAAAAGAUAAAAUUCAAAAUAAAACUAUUAAUGAAGAAUUUGUAUAUAAUUUUUUAGAAAAAAUGGAUAAAAAAUUAAAUUUAGAUACUAGUCUUGAAUUUGAAUGUUAUGAAGAUCUUUAUUGUUUAAAAAAAGCAUUUAUUAAGGCUUAUGAAUUAUUUCAUUACGAAGGUUAUAACUUAAAAGAUUAAAUUUUUAUAUUAUUACUUUAAUAUAAAAAAUUAUUUUAUUAUUUCUUUAUAACUUUCCCACCAAUUAUCAUAAGUCUCUAAAAUUUGAGGACUAAUUUUAAUUUUAAUAUUUUUAUAUUUUUCACACCCCAUUUCCUCCAAAAUUUUUUUUAUUACAUAAUUGAUAUUUAUCAUUCUUUUUCUACAAUAUUUUUUGUUUAUUACCUUCAUAUUAUUACUAUCUAAAAUUAAUAGUUUAUCGUAAAGUUUACAUUUUUCUUCAUCAGUAAGAUUUAUUAAUUUAGAAAUAUUUUUAACCUUUUUAUCAAAGUAAUAUUUUCUAUGAUAAAUACUCUUUUUUUGAUAAUGUAAUCUAUCAAAAUCUUUUAAUUCAAUAUUUCCUAAAAUAUAACCGUUUAAUACUCCACAUUCAUUACACAUAUUAUAACCUAAAUACGAUGAAAAAGAUUCUGUAUUUGAACAACCUUUACAUUUUAAUUUUAGUGUAAAUUGAUUAAUAGUUUUUCUGUAGUUAGAUAAUAUAUUUAAAUAUUUUUUUAUUUCUUCCUCUCUAUAGCUCAUUUAUUUAUUUUUAUCUUAAUGCUAAAGUAUGAAUUUUAUUCUUAAGUACUUUUCUUUUAUCAUCUUGAUUACUUAGAGCUACUUUAUUAACCUCUUUAGAAUAUAUAUCAUGUUUUUCACUUUUUAUAAUUUUCAUAGUUCUCAUUUCUUUUUCACCUGUAAACAAACAAUUAACAUAAGCAUCAAAAUCUAAUUCCUUUUUUAUAACAUUUUUCUUUAUUCCUUUACACUUUUUUAAUUCUUUUUCAUCCUCAAUUUUAAAACUAUAAAGUUUUGGUCUCAAUCUAACAAAAUGUGUUAUCUGUUUUCCAGCUACUUCAUCCUUAAACAUGCCUAUUACUUUUUUAUUAACUCCUGUUGUUAUUCCAGAAGGAUGAUCUGCUGAAUAAUCACUUGUAUCAAAUUUAUUUUUUACAUCAUCAUAUAUAUCUUUGUAAAAAUCUUUUGUUUUAAUUUCAUACAUUAAACUGUCUGUAUCUGUAAACAAUAACUGAGCUUUUUUUCCAUAUUUAUUUUUUAUGUAGUUAUAAUGAAAAUCAAACAUUAAAGUUUUUGAUAAAUCUAGAAUUACUUGACCAACAUAUACUGGUUUAUUAAAAUAAACUUCAGUUUUUUUCAUAUGAAUUGCAAUAAGAUUUUCAUCAAAUAUUGUACAUCUAUCAAAAUUUGGACGACUUGAUAAUUUGAUAGCUUUCUUACGAUUAUCAACAAGAUGUACAUUUUGUCUUUUCCUUAUAUUUUCUAUUGUUUUACCAAAAACUGAGUUAUUCAUCAAUUUAAAAAAGUCUUUUUCAAAACUGUUGGUUGCUGCCUUUCUAAGUUCAGUAUUUUUUCUAAUAUAUGGUUCCAUCCAAGUAGAUUGAUAGAAUGAUAUUCCUCUAUGUACAGAAGUAAUUUUCAUACCCAACUCAAGACAUUGUCUAAGAGUUCGAUAAUGUAUAACAUAAUUUUUUCUGGUUUUGAAAUGACAUAUUAGUUUUUCAACACCAUUAACUUUCAUUAACUCAGGUGCUAAAGGAUAGUCAUUAUGUUCAUCCCAUAAGUGUUCAGGAUAUUCUAAAUCAACUUCAAAUAUAUAACCCUUCUUACCAGUAUUUGACAUGCUAAAAUUUAUUUUAUCUAAAAUUUCAUUUACCUUUUCCACUGUUAUAUCUUUCAUCCAUUUAAAUCCAUGAGUUGGAAGAUUUUGACUCAUAGCCCAUCCAUAAAGAUUGUUUGCAUCUAAAUAUUGAAUAAACUUUGAUUUCUUUUUUGAAUCGUAACUUUUCAUAUAUUUAUUAUUUGCUUCUGAAUAUCUUUUUGAAAUAUGUGUAAUCCCACCCCGAAUACCACGUUCAAACAUCAUUAACAUAUCAUAAUCACUUAAUAAAUCUAGAUUUUGUCCUGUUAUUUUUAAACAUGCAUCCCAAGCCAGACCUGGAGAUGUGUAGUAAUGAGCUGGAUCUAGCUUGUAAUGUUUAAGACAAGUUGAUCUAAAUUUUUCAAAUACAUCUGCCAAAAGCAUAACAUCAGAUUUUAAAUAAAGAUCGUGAUAGUCUUUUAAUGUUUUACAUCCAAAUGCAUUCCACACUUUUAUUGCAUGUUGAUAAUCUUCAUCUGUAAUAUCUUCAUCAUUAAGUUUUGAAUAAAAUUCUUCUUUUGGUGGUAAUUGUGUUUCUAAUAAUUUAUCAAGUGAUGAAACGUAAUCAUAAGGAUAAACUCCUUUUCUAGUUAAUAGUGAUAUAUUUUUCUUAAAUUCACUUUUGGUAUUAUGAAAAUCAUCUAAUGACAAAUUUGAUACAAGAUUACCAAGUGAUGAUUGAAGAAACUUAUAUGAAUCUAAAAAUCUUAUUUCAAAAGUUAUUGGGAUAAUAUCACCAUUUAUAUGUUUAUAUUCUCCAACUUUGAUAUGUUUAGAAAAUGAAAUAUAACUUUCUUCAGUAGAUGGAAUACAAUCUAAUUUUCCAUCUAAUUUAAUAACGUCUUUAAUAAUAACGUCUUUAUUAAAAGCAUCCGAUAAAAUUACAUAUCUGAUGUUACAUUAAAAAUAUAUAUCGAUAGAAAAAAUUACAAUGGCAAGAUGAAUAAAAAAGAUUAAAUUGAUUAAAAAUACAUAUGGGAUAUUUACACAGCUAGAUUAUAUUUAAAAAUUAAUCUAUUAAAAAAGCUAUCUUUGAAACGUUCAGUGUUAAUGCUGGGCCUGACAACGGAUAUCCUUCGAAGGUUUACAAUACAGUCUUUGUACCUUGGGAGCAAGCUUUUUAGUGGAUGGUCAUCGCGUUUGAGGUUAUAAAAAAGGCGUCUGUCGCUUUUCUCCAAAAGUUCAUAUAUGUUGUAAUUGACCGACGUAUAACGCCUCUUAUAACAUCUUUUUAAAAACCUUUGUAUAACGGUAAGUUCGGAAACACUCGCAGCAUAAACUGAAAGACCGUAUAAUAACUUAGGGAUCACAAUUGAAUUAAAGAGGUGGUCUAUUUCAUCUUGUGUAUAUCCUUCUUUGCGUAGGCUUCUGAUGACAAAUAAACACUUGUUGGCUUCAUGGAGCUUGGCCUUGACAUGCAAGCCAAACUUACUAUUACCUUGAAUUGUGACGCCUAAUAAAGAAAUGUUAUUAUAUUGUUUGAUAUUGUGAGACAUUGGGUAGACUGUUGAAUUGCCUCUCUUACGCAUAAUUAGCUCCUUACAUUUACUAGUGUUACAAUGCAUGUCAUUUGCAACAGUCCAAUCCAUAAACUUGGACAAGGCAAUAUCAGAUAUAUCCGGGGAAUCUUUAGUAAUCGUGACUAAGACGGUUGAAUCGUCUGCAUAUUUAAACAAGGAUAUAUCUUUGUAUCCAUCUAUCUCUAGGUCAUUCAAAAAAAUAUGUUGAAAAGAUAUGGGCCACUGACACUUCCCUGUGUUGUUCCCUUGUUAACAAUUUUCCACUGGCAUGUCAAAUUAUUAAAAAUCACCCUUUGUUUUCUACCUUCGAGAAAGUUGGCAUACCAGUUAACAAUGAAUGAAUCAAGUGGACUAUGUUUCAGCUUUUCAACUAGAAGAUUGUGUUUAACGUUAUCAAAGGCUUUAGAGAAAUCCAUCGUAAACAUUCUGACCGCCACGGUGUCCCGUUUAUCCAGUGCCGCAAGAAAUGUAUGUUGCAUUUUCAACAGAGCGUUUACACAACUUCCACCUGAGCGGUAAGCAAAUUGGGAAUUAUUCAGAUAUUCCUCCAGGCACCUCUUGUUAAAAAUGUUAUACACUAUUCUUUCAAACGUUCUGGCAAUAACUGGAGUAACGUUGAUUCCUCUAAAGUCCGCAUAAUCGACUGGUGUUAGCAAGUUGUUUAAUAAAUAGAUGUGCAUCAUAACCCUGAAGAUUAUGAAAUAUAACUGGUAAUAUUCUGGGUUUUUUACACAUAAGAUUACAUUUGUUAUGCGCGGCUCCACGAUACUCACCUGUAAAAUGACAAUGAUCUCUAACUCUAUCUUUAUUUAAUUUAUAUCCGCAAAUAUAACAAUUAACUGCGUUAUUAAAUUCUUCUUGUGUUUUUGGUGUCAUUACUAAUUUUUUUGGUUUGCAAUAAAAAUCUUCAUAUAUUCCUUUUGUUAAAUCGGUAAGUUUUUCUACAAAUAUUUUUGCUACAUCUUCAUCCUCAGAAGAUUUGGUAUAAAUAAUUGGUUUAAUUUUUUUACCAGCAAUUCCUUUUGCAUAAAAACAAAAUCCUGAUGGUUCGUGUUUUUGAUAAUUGUAAUUAUAAGAAUCUUCAGGAUUAGGACAGCAACUACUCAUUGUUUUAGUAAUACAUUCAAAAUCUGCAUAGACAGUAAAAGGAAUAGGAAGUUGUUUAUAAUAAUUUUUAAAAUGUAAAUUCGAUCCUGAUUUUGGCAUUUUUACAAAUGAUGUAUUAUUACUAUAACAAUAUUGAAUAUGUUUAUCUAAUAGUUCCGGUUUUGUAAAAUGAGAAAAACAUCUCUUACAAAUUUGUAUUGGUUCAUCUGUUCUUGUAGUAAUUUGACUACGUAUAAGUCUUGAAAAAUUUUUAAUUAGUGAAUAAUGAGUUUUACCAUCUUCUUCAUACAAAAAUAAAUCAAUAGUUUUUUUACAAUCUUUCUUUACUUCCCUCAAAGGAUAGAUAGUAUUACCAUCAUUUGAAAAAACAUUUAUUCCUGGAAUAUCUGGAUUAAGAUUCUCAAAUUUGGUAAUAUCUUUUAAUUUCAUUGGAAAAGUAAUUCCUUUAGUGUUAAGUGAAAAUUCAUAUUUUUUUAAAUCUGACAAUCGACUAUCAUUUUUUUCUCUUGGAUGAAGAUAUCGAAGUACUGACCAAAGAAAACAUUUAUCAUCUUUAUUUCGAAUAUUAACAAUUGCUUUUUUUCUCAUAAUCCAAUCUGGAAGAGGAAUAUAAGAAGAACCUCUCAUUGGUUUAAAUUCAUUUGUAUGAAUUUCUAACUGGUAAAUUUCUUUAAAAUACCAAUCACUACCAUUAUUUUGGUAUAUAGUUAUACCUUCUAAAAUUUUUGAUUUGCUUUCACUAAUUAUAUUUUUUACAUUAGUUGAAACUAAAUUAGUAUAUGUAUCAGAAUGAAAAUAUGAAUGAUCUUGAAUUUCAAUUGUUUUAUUACUAUCUUUUUCUUGUUUUUCCAUAAUAACCUCUAAAACAAAUCUUACUUUAGUAUUUCUAUGAUUUUUAAGAAAUUCAUUAAUAAUAGGUUUUUUAUCCAUAAAAAACUGAUUAGGUAAAACACGUGGAGAACCCUUAAUAAUAUAUUUUUGAGCAAAUCCAUUUAAAGAUGAUUUCUCAAUUUCAAUUCCUUGUUCAUAUUCUCUUAUAGCUCUUUCAAGAGCUUUUCGUAAAUAAGAAGGAGUAUCUUUUGGAAUUUUUCUAUUUCUUAUACAUUCCUCAAAAUAAUCUUCAAAUGUUUUAAUCUUUUUUGUAACAACUUUGGAUUUAAUCUUUUUUGUAACAACUUUGGAUUUAAUCUUUUUUGGUUUAACUUUACCUUGUUUAAUUUUAUUUCCAAUUUCUCUCACUUUAUUUAUUUUUUCAAUAACUUUCAUCUUUUCUUCCAUUUCCUUAUAAUCUUUCUUAACUUUUUGUCUAUCUUGCGAAAGAAUUUUUUUUAAUUCAUCCAAAGACAAAUUCAUAAGUUGUUUAUUUGUAGAUGGUUGAGCCAUGACUUUUAUUAUUUAUUUAUUUUAUUUCUUUAAAUCAAUUUUUAUUUUCUGAUUCAACAUAAUUAAUCUAUUUACUUGUUAAUUAUAGUGUAGUAUAGGAAAUGCUGACAUCUGUCUCACCUCAAAUUAUUUCUGGAUCUCCGAGCAAUCAGAGAAACUAAUUGUGAAUCGAAUGGAGCAUUUCGAAUGAGUUGAGUGAAAAUGAACGAGCGAUAGCGAGUGAAUUGAACGAAACGAAUGAGAUUUGCGAAAUGAGUGAACAAUUAGUUUCGACGUUGCGAGGUGAGUCAGAAAUAAUUUGAGGUGAGACAGAUGGCAGCAUUUCCUAUACUACUUUUGUGAAGGCUGUAUCAGAAUUCUAACGGUAGGAAAUUUCACCCAAAUAAGAAAACGUGAAAAAAAAAAAAAAAAUGCUCAAAACAUUAAAUAAAGAAGGUAUAAAACGGAUUGCAAUUGUGGGUUUUGAAAAACGUUUUUUAUAUAGCCUGACAGUUUUUCAGUUUUUCUUUUUCGUAACGUUUAAUAUAAUGCUUAGAAGGUAUAUUUGUUGGACAAGAAGCUGUAAUUUUAUCAUCGAUUACAAGUAAUUUCACCGCUAACCUGAAGUCCCAUAGCACACAAGGAAGCAUGAUGGCGAUGUUGACAAUAUUAACCGUGACACAGAGCCCCUGAUACUUUAAGGACAAAUUACUGUUACUGAUGUAGACUACGAGUAGUCUCCAUUUUUCCUCAGGGAUAGCAGAGCGAGCGAAACGCGAGCGGGCGUGAAAAAAUUUUCUCCCUCACCGCCGCGUCUCGCCUUUCUAGCGUGGAAUGAUUUUCACGCGUGCUCGCGUUUCGCUCGCUCGACUAACCCUUAGGAAAAAUGGGGACUGCUCUUAGUCUAUUACUGAUGAUGCUGUUGGGGGCUUUACACCUGUCCCAAAAGGACUUGGCGAGCUCAGAAUAACCUUUCUUAAGAUUUACACCUCUUCUUCUCCUUGUUUUUAUUUAUUUAUUUUUUUUACAGAGGGGCCUCCAUAUCUCCUCAGACACCGUUCGCACUCUUAAAAGCUUUUGCCGUUGGCAGAAUCGGGUGAUGACUAAACCACAGAAGGACCCAGAACACCACGAUACCGCGAUUCUUCUAACAAGGUGAGAUUCACCCCAGUUGAGCGCCCUUAAUUGAGUUUUGAGAUAACGAAAGAUUCUGUGAAACAUAUAAGGCAUAAAGGCGCCAUGUCACCAUUAUCAAAUGCAAAUAAAAAGAACGAAAUGAUUAAAAUUAUAGGAAGAUUAAAAGACUAAAAUAUUACGGAGCUACAUGUUAACCAGUCAGCAACGCAACGUGCCAGUAAUAUAACCUCUUGGAGAUUUUACCUAUUAUUCACCCAAAUAUUUACUUGUUUCUGUUUGCCUUUAAGUUCCCAGGCUAAUUUUUCACAACAAGCAAGCGCUGACCAAAUUUGGAAGAUGCUUGAUAUUAUUCCACGAUUGAUGUCAGUGAUGGAGUCAUUAAAAUUAUUUAGCCUGUGUACCCCCCCCCCCCGCUCCCUCAAACAAAAUCUAGGAAGGGAGGGGGCGGCGCGGCUGCACACAGGCUGAAAAUAUUGUACGUACGCUUGGUUUUCAUUUACAGGCAGGCACACGACUGGAGGUCUUGGAAAUAGGGUUAGGGUUCGAGUUACAAGACCUUUGUUCCUGUAAACCGUGCAAGUUAAACCCUCAGUUGUACGCGAUAACGCCUCUGUUUUGGCAAUGCAUACACACGAAAGAUGUCAGCUGCUUUGAAGAAUGUCUUCAAGAAAAAAAAUUUUACACCCUGGAACUGCCAAGUAACAGGCAAACGCUAAUUCGACAAACAUGAAUGUUAUAAACUAGGAAAUUCUUUGAAUGAGUAAUAAACCGAUUAUAUCUAUCAAGAGUAACCAAGCGUAGGUUCACGUUGGCCAGGGCUAAAAUCGCAAGACCAUAUAUGACAUCUUUACUUUGAUGAAUCGUUCUUUUGCGCUUAAAGUUAUUUUUCUUUUUCGCAGGAGAAAUUUAUGCAGACGCCCUGGAAAGUGUGACGCCUUAGGUAAACGUAUUGUUAUAUUGUGAACAGCUACACGAAUACUUCCAGUGUGGACUAGAACAGCAUUUUCUUAUUUAGUAUCACCCACUUAAAAUAAAGAUAUCGGGCGGUGGGUCUAAUAAUUGUCUUAAACUGCGGCCUGAUUUUCUAGAUUUCGACAAGCCCAUGUGAACGUCAUGACUGUUUUCUAACACUAGUCUUUUUUAUUUUUUUAGGUCUUUCGGAGAUUGGAACAAUGUGCUCCCCAGGGCGAAGCUGUGCUUUAGCAGAAGACAGCGGACUGGGGACAGCGUACACUAUUGCACAUGAGUUAGGGCACGUGUAAGUACCUUAUAUGAAGUAUCUGGAACAUGUGUGAGUACAGAUGCCGUAUGAAGUGGAAUGUGUUGCUGUCUAUCACAUUGUCUGCGUUGAAUAGCUCCGAGCCUUUUUGUGUUAAGUGACCGAGUUUUCCAUUUAGUUGUCGUUUAAUAUAUUGUCAUAUCUACCAGGAAAAAAAAAUAAGAAGUUUCAUGCUAGUUUCAUUCUUAACAAUUUCUGUGGACUUUCUUCUUUUUCAAAUUGAUGGUUUUCACAGUUACGUCAUCAGAUUGCAAAGUCAAAAAAGCGAGGUUUUACUAAUUCUUAUUUACACUAGGUUGAAGAUAAAUAGAAAAUAAAUUUUGUACAAAUUUAAGCCCCAAAGCGCGUUUCAUUUCGAAAAUACAGCUAUUUGAACUUCUCAGUUUUCACAGAGCGUGACACCAAAAUAGGAAUGCCGUCUCAUUGAAAAAAGUCUCUUGAUUUUCAGCAGUUUAACCAUUUCAAGUUAUGUGUAUUAAAAUGUGUGUUUAUGCGCACGUAUGCUAGCUCUCGAGUGAAAAGGCAGACUUUUUAUAGAAAAAGUGAACUCCAGAUGUUUUUGUUGAUUUCCGGCGGCCAUAUUGGUGGACUGUUUCUGUCCACUAAUAUGGCGUCUCCAUCCAAAGCUCAGAAACUGUGGGCCACAAAGACCUGAGAUUUGGACAAAUUGUUUACAUAUCAGUCUUUUAUAACAUUUCAUUUUCUUGGCCUUUUCCACUGGACGGUUGGUUUCCAAUUCAUUUUUUUGCGCUGUGUUUAUUGAGUUACAGUGAAAACGAAGAACACUCAUUUGAAAUAGGUCAACUUGAAUGUGACCUUUGCCAUAGACGUUGUUCUAGAUGGAUUCUAAAUAGGAGGUUCCUUGAUAUUUUCCCUUUUUUAUGUUAAAGUUAUUCAGUUGCAUUUCUUCGGUUCUGUCGGUAGCCUGAGAAAACAGCCGGCAUUUGGUGGCGUCGCGAAAUGUCGCCUGUUUUCUGGGGCUAUUCUGUCGGUCUUUUCGUUUGUUUCCGUGUUUAAAAAGCAGAAUAUCUUAUUUCCCCGCAGUUUUAGCCUCCCUCAUGAUGGCGAUAACAACCAGUGCACUCGGAGUAGAGGAGACCAGCGCCUCAUGGCUCCGUCCCUCAGUUUCGAUACAAAGCCUUGGUCUUGGUCCAACUGCAGUCGAGAUAAAAUCACCCAGUUCUUGGAGUAAGUUAAAGAGAACCUUUUCUUUAGACUACGAUAUUUAUAUUAAUAUCAUAGGUGACGAAUUACUCCUUAAUUUUGGCGCGAAAUUUCAGCGUUAAUUUGUAAUUUCACAUGUGAAAUUACAAAAUUGCCAUGGAAACCUUCCGCACGUCUCAGUGUCAAGAUGGCGACGAAGUUUUAAAAUGUCAUGAAUGAAGAUGUCAGGGUACAAAAAGACGCUUUAGAAACCUGAACACACGAAAGAGCACAUCAAGAAGGAUUCUAACAGGUAUUUUGUCGAAAAACUCUGAACCUAAGCCAAAUUUAAGCUCUAAACGUUCGAGAGAGUGCAGGAGCUCUCGAUCGAUACGAUCCAGGAUAAACUUGUCAAAAAUCCAAGAUUGCUAACGCAAUUCGUCACCCAUGACAUUAAUAGGUAAUCAAAUGGUAUACUCGUGAAAUUAGGGAAUAAUUUCACUCGCGUUUUGUCCAAAUCCUAAUAAUUUCCCUCGCCUAAAGGCUGGUGAAAUUAUACAGAUUUGGAUAAAACGCGCGUGAAAUUAUUCCGUAAUUCCACUCGUCACCAUUUGAUUACAUAUACAAAUCUAAUGAAUGAUUUUCCACCAAUCGGAUUCUCAUGUUUUGCGCACAGGAUUAUGGGAUUGCCAGGGGGCAAACAUUGCGAGUCGCUACAAAGAAUUGUAUGGCGUGGAGUUGUUUCUCCGUUAAAAGCAGUGUCUUUGGGCAUAGAAUGCCGCAUUUUGCCGUGAUUUUAUGUGAAACGGAGGUGACUAAUGUUGGUGCGUUGAAAUUUUAAGUUUCUGUGUGAUUAAUGCGAUAAAUUCUAUCGAUAAACACUCCUUGCGUGAGGUUGAGUGUGAAAUUUAUGUUUACUGAAUUUACAUAGUGAUCUACAUGAAGAAAAGGACUCGAAAUAUAAAGUGCAAAUUUAGGUAUACAUGUAGGGGGAUUGGCUCAUUUAAGCUUUUUAGUUUUUAGUGUGGUGAUAUUUACAACGAGUGCAACUACGCUCGGCCCGCUCAUUUAUACCUCGUAAGUUAGUACUAUAUUUCGAGACCAUUCAGUAAAUUUCACAGUCGACCUUUCGCAAGGAGUGUUUAUCGAUAGAUUUCAUCGCAUUGAUCCCACAAAAACUUACAAUCAACGCACCAACAUUAGUCGCCUCCGCUUCUCACAAAAACACGGCAAAAUGCGGCAUUCUCUGUCCAAAGACACUGCUUUUAAGCGGAGAAACAGCUCCACGCCAUGCAUUUCUUUGUAGCGACUUGCAAUGUUUGCCCCCUGGCGAUCCCAUAAUCCUGUGCGCAUAACUAAGUCUCCGAUUACCGGAAAAUUACCAUCACAAGCAACAAACCUUGAAACACAGAAACGCGCAAAACGGAUCCAAAUCUACCAAUCACAAAUCACAAACCAUGACCUUUUGAACCCGUUAAAGUAAAGUUUUGUUUCCUAGGAGGUCCGUUAAGAUGAUUGACGGCAGCGAAAAACGCAAUCGUCAGUUGGCUUUUGAACUUCAGAAUUCGCAUGUUUGUGAAAAGCGCAGUAAGGUCCAACGACGCGACGGCAACAAGAACGUCGCUUAAAAAGUGAAUUUGCGUUCUUCCAAUCUUUAUAGCGUUUAUUCGAUCCUACCCACUUACUUUUCAAUUGUAGGCGAACCCUCCUAAAGCUGAAUUUCAAGGGACCAUAUUUAAGCUCAGAAACAGAAAUAAAAUUUCGUCUUUGCUUGUUUACCUUCUCCAUAAAACACGAAAUUAGGCAUUUUCACGUCGUAGUCGUGCAAAAACGGGAAAGAAAUGUACAAAAAAGUGUACGUGAUGCACGUGCAAAGUUGUUGUUUUGCUUAGGCCCCAUCCACACGUAUCCGGAUUUUUGUAUCCGCAAAUCUUUUUAUGCGGAUACACCUAGCGUCCACACGUGUCCGCCGUAUACGCUCGAUGUAUCCGGAGAUUUCUGUAUACGCUCUCCAGAGUGGAAAUUUCUGCAUACGCUGUGAUCCGGAUACGUGUGGACGCUCGUAUCCGUAUAUUUUUGUAUAUGCUGACGUCACAGUAUCAGAACCAGUCUUUUUCCGCGCGAGAUUUGACUAAUCCUUUGAGAUGUCCGGAUGCGAAUCAGAUACGUGUGGACGGUCGUAUACGAUUCGUAUACACUACAUGUGGACGCAGAUAUUUUUGUAUUCGCAUAAAAAAAUUUGCGGAUACAAAAAUCUCCGGAUACGUGUGGACGGGGCCUUAUUGCCUAUUGUUUUUAUGACCUUCUCGUUGCCGUCCGCGUCGUUGGAUCCUAAAGUCCCUAUUAACAGCAAACAACAGGCACGCAUUUUCCAUGACCCUAAGAACCCUUGAUAAUUUAGUCCACUCAUGGUUAGUCUAAUUCUUCAUAUUUUUAUUUUUUUUAAAAAUUGAGUUAUUUUAAUUGUCGCAUAUUUUUGCCGUUUGCUAAGGUUAGGUUAUGGUUCGUGCCUUGAGGACAAACCACUCGAAAAAGCAGAACUGAAAUAUCACGAUACACUUCCUGGUGAACUCUACAGUGUGGACCAACAGUGCAAAAUGGUUUUUGGCGAGAACUCAUCCCUUUGUCCUUUUAUGGUUAGUACUUCACGCAAGGCACCAUUAGUUAUAUUCUCCCGUAGCAUCCAGUCUGUACUCUGUAUACUUCUGGUGCCAAUGGGACUAAUAUGUCAAAAAAUCUAUAUAAUCUAAUUUUCAUCGAUCCUUCAAUCUCCUGGUCUUUUUGUUUGAUUCAGUAUUCGUAACUAAGUAAUGUGUAAGGGUAGAUUUAAUGGCUACUCUUAGGGUAUGAUUACUGAUUAUUCGUCCUGUAUUGUUCCUCUUUUUCCCUUUCCCCCUUGGUUUCGACCCUACGGCAAAUCAUUUCUCUAUCUUUAACAUUAAAAAAAUGGUUGGUGUCCUGUCACUCAAGAAAAUCUCAGGAACGCAAACAUAUCUAUGGGCAACAGAAAAGCCCUUCAAAAAUAAAAACUAACAGUAUAAAAAGAGGCUUUGGUCUAUAUCAUCUAGAUACUUUAAUUGAGAGUAGUUAUUCUCAGUUCAAGUUGAUUUCUCUUUUUUGCCUUGAAGGAACCUUGUCAGCGACUUUGGUGCGUAAAAAUGAUCAACAACCGAAGGGGAUGCUCCACCCACCAUAUGCCUUGGGCAGACGGAACCCCUUGUGCGAAGAAGAGUGUAAGAAUAAAUUACUCUUAAGUUUACUCACUUCCUCAAGGCACCCGUGCACGGUGGCAUUUGUUCCAGUUGCCACACAAACAUAAUGCAUUACCUUGAUCCAUAUGUGUCAUAUUCUUAAUUUUUGCCUGUUGGUGGAAUUCUAUUAAUAGCUUGUGAUCAUGUGGUCCUUCUUCCCCUCUUCCAUUGGCCCGUUUGCCGACUUUCGCCCCACCUCAGAAAACAAUAAAGAAGAAGAACGACUGAUCGUAGGUUACCAUUCAAAUAGCCUGCACAAUCCUUUGGUAUAGUCAUUUUGCUGUACAAGUAGGUUCUAAUUUUUCAAGUCCGUGGAUAUGAUCGUUUUAGAAGAAACGUUUUCAUUGCAAUGCUGUGUAUAAAAUACUAACCUAAACGUUUGAGCAUGGCUCUUCCAGUACGUCAAAUGAUUUUUGCUAACAGUGAUUGAUGUCGAUAUGAGAACUUUAAUAAGAUUAGUAAUAGAGAUGCCCUCUACACCAGCAUGACAUGGCAAACGGUUGACUUGAUAAAUGUAAAGAUUAACUUAAGCCGAUAGACACUUGAAUUAUUCGAAUGUCACUAAUUCAGGGAAUAGAAAAUUCUUUGUGUGAGUAGUAGCGCUUCAGCAAACUUAACCUCGUUGGUGCGUUCCCUUUGCGUUCCGUGUGCGUUCCCUUAAUUAAUAGGCAUAAGGGUCUAUGACGUCACCCAUUGUUUUAUCCUAGAGAAAAAAAAUGCGUUCCUCCAUAUUAAUUAAGUGCCUAGUCAGUGUCUUCCUGUAUACUAAUUCGGUAUAGGUUUACUAAUGAGCGUCUCUCUACUUCAAUAGAAACAAUAGGCUUGCCUGGACUUGCCGGUUAAGUAACUUGAGCCCGGUUUUCGGACCGUCUAUUAAAAGGAAAAUAGGAAUAAGAGAAGCGAUCACCUAGCAACGCGAGAAACGGCUUCAAUGUUUUACUUACCCCUCUCCCUUUUCAAUUAUAUUUCUCUCCUCAAUUUUCUUAUCUCCUUCGCCACAAUUUUAUUAUUUUCCCUCCUCAAUGUUUUUUAUUCCCCUCCGCCACCUCCACUUCCACCUCCUCAUUUCUAUCAGUGCAGUGGUGGUGGUGGCGGUGGUGGUGGUGGAGAGAAAACAAUAGAAAUGAGGAGGUGGAAGUGGAGGUGGAGGUGGGGAAUAAAAAACAUUGAGGAGAGAAAAUAAUAAAAUUGUGGAGAAGGGAAUUAAAAAAAAUUGAGGAGAGAAAUAUAAUUGAAAAGGGAGAGGGGUAAGUAAAACAUUGUGCGCAAUGUAAAAAGAAAAAAGGGUGGCUUGCUUUCUUUGACUGUUUUAAUAGAUUUCUUUCAAAUCACUGUGUAUUUGACUCUUUUUGUUUUAAACGGUAUCUCGUGUCUGAUUUUAUUGCUAGCAAUUGUGAGUCGCGUGUUUUAAUUGAUCCUUGUUAAGUUUGCUGAAGCCCUACUUUUCAUACUUGUAUGAACGGCAAAGUUGCAACAAGUCGCAAUUACGAUUUAUCACGUGCACUUGCAAACCUCAAGAACCUCGCAUUUUAAACAGUAGUAAUUCGAAGGUCCUCAAAGUUUUAAGGGCUCAGUAUAAAACAGAGCGUACCAUGCUUCCCAAGUAGGAGUUAUUAACCUUUUCAUUUCCAAUGGAACUUCCUAAAGACAAUUUCAAGAUAGACGUCAAUUGCUUGUACAUUUUGCGUAAUAUGGAAAAUGAUUUGCACUGUGAAAAAGUAUUACUCAAGAAGUUUCAUUAAUUAAAAAUGAAACAUAUCCAUGCAUCAAUCCACGCAUCAAAGGUAAGAGUUAGCCGGAAACAUGUCUUUUUAAUUGACCCUGGAUACGGGGUGAUGCUCAGUUGAAAACUUAAAAAAAUAGCUUAUGCAUGGAUCAUGUCAAGGUUUUCAUUCGAUACUUCCAGAUCACGAACCAGUUUACACGUCGGUGUUACAUUAAUAAACCGCUUGAACUUCUUCAAAAAGUCUUUCAGGACUAACGAUCCUGUUUAAACACUCUUAAAAACCACUAUCUGUUCUGUUAAGUACUUGGCCAAGUUGUUUUCCGAUUUUGCAAGUGCUCAGAAAACAGAAAUUACUGAGUUGCUACUGUUUUCGAUCUGUCAUCCCCGGGUUCUUGAUUCAUCUAGUGUUUCCAAAUAUUUCUUAUAAAGGUUCUCUUGCUACCGUUGCAGGGGUGACCGUUUCUUUAAAUUUCACUUAUCAACAUGCUGGAAUUUACUAAUCAAAAGUUUCAGGAAGAUUUUCAUUAUUUUUUCGGUUCCUAUUAUACCCCUUUGCCCAUUGAGAAGAUCUGAUAAACAGGCAAAAUGGCAUUGUCGGGUGCUUGAAAGAAUACCAUUAACGCAAGAUUAAGCUGAAGAUUGUCGGAGAAGCUUCUUUAGAUGUCUUGCUAUGUUCUGCAAUUACUUUAGCUUUUCGUCUACUACAUUCCCUCUCUAUGAGUCCUUAUUAACGCUUUCACUCUCAGAGUAGAUGAUGCGCUCCUGCAAGGUGGCUCGGACUUGCAGUCUGUUGAUCAAAAAUUGGUGUAACCAUUCAAAUGAAACCUCUUUCAAUUGGUAGUAUUUUCACAAGGGACUAUUUGAUUUGCAGAAUUUUUCAAAAUGAAAUUUAGAACUUUUGUUGAAUUUUUACUUGGCAGUGAAACGGUGAAGAUUCAACAGUGAACGAUCGCCUGUGAGCCUGUCAUCACCAAACAUUUAUGAAAAUCUGAACAACUUCCCAUUAUGUUGUUUUUCGAGUUUUACGCGGCCAUUUUAACAAGAUUAAAGUUCCGAAACAUAUCGUUGUUGAAUGACUCUUUCCAACGUUCCAUCAGUUUGUUGAUCUUUAACAUAGCAGAACAUAUAAUUUCCUGUCUUUUCUUUUAGAAUGCAUAUUGCGUACUUGACUACUUGACCCCCUCAAUAACAAUCACGCGAGCGAAAUUUUCCAGUUUAAGUAAUUAAAACAUAAAAAUAGCUUUCUGUCCGAGCAAUGAGGGAAUACUUAAAUUGUUUCUAAAUGUUACUUGUGAUAUUUUAAUUGACACCUUGAAGGCCAUGAUACGUUUUUGUAUUUCUUUCUUUUAUUGUCCUUGUUUUCUAUACCACGAAGACCACGGCCUCUGAUUAGCAAUUAAAAAACAGUUUGUGCAAUUUAAUUGAUCAAUUUGUUUACAAUCUUAAGAGAUUCACUUCCCGAAUAGGUCAAAUUGAGUAAUGACUAACAAGUGUUUUCCUUUUGGAUUAAAAUGGAUAAGAAGAACGUGUAAACACCUGGAAAACUUCCCUUUUGUAGGAACGAAUAUCUCAGCAAAGUGACGUAAUCAAAUUAGAAGGACGAUGUAAACAAUUUAUGUCAUUUUCCGAUAAUUCCUUAUUUGGUUCGCCCUACAAAUUUCGGUAAAAGCCACAGAAGGGAUCAGUAAAUCAAAAUGUAGUUUUGUGCAGCAAAGACAAUUCUCCUAACCCCGUAAACUAAAGAUAAACAUUGAUAUAAACUCUACUUAUGUAUCUUCCGUAAUAUGACUAAAUUCGCUUUGUUGGCUUCUCUCCAUGUUCGGGGUAUUCAAUAGGCCCUUUGCAGCUAGCCAUUUACGUGGUACAAAACCGCCAUGCUGGAGAGCAAAAGUGUCACUGGGAUAAGACAAACAUAGAAAAUUACCAUUUAAAAUUAUGUAUGCUUUUUGUUUGUCUUGUGCCAGUGCGACUUUUGCUCUCCAGCAUGGCGGCUUUGUACCACGUGAAUGGCUAGCUGCAAAGGGCCUAUUAAAGUGGACUGCGUGCUAAUUACCUUUUUAAGUUUCUAUUUGCUAACAAUUGCAUAACAGUUGCUAACGUGAUAUGUGCGGUAAAAAAAGCCUCAAAUAGUCUCGUUCCGGAGUAGAAUUUCGUCCAGAGACUCAAGUCUCAAUACAUAUGACCUUUGCAUUCAAAUGAAACCUUUGCAACCAUGUUAGUAUUUGAAGUUCAGUAUUCUACAAAAUGGAACUGGAGAUUUUACUUGAAUUCUAGGCAAAGCACAGUGAUGUUUAGUUAAAUGAUUUCAAGGGGAUUCUCUUUUGCGUACUAAACCAACGGGCUUAUAGAGCUGGCUUCGAGUAUCUUGCUCAUCAUCAUCAUCAUCAUCAUCAUCAUCAUCAUCAUCAUCAUCAUCAUCAUCAUCAUCAUCACCAUCAUCAUUACAUUCACUACUCCUAGUAUCAUAAUUGUUGCUGACUCCCUGUGCAAUAAACAACGUUCCUUAGGUACAAGUCCUUUUAAAACGACCAGAGAUGUUACUCAUUGAAGGAUCUGCUUCAGGUUUAUGUUUUGUAGUCAAUUCCUUCACUACUAGCUAACGAUGCCCAGUUAAACUCAGCCUGUAAAAAUUAUCACAAAACACUUCUUCCAUUUUGUUUAUAAGUUUUUUCAUUUUCUAGUGGUGCAUUCGAGGUCAAUGUGUGAAGAAGCAAAGGCCGAAACCUGUGGACGGUAACUGGGGUGUGUGGGGUCCCUAUCAAGAAUGUACAAGGAGUUGUGGCGGAGGAAUAGCUUUUUCAUACAGGGAAUGCAACAAACCAUUGUAA